UCUGGAGGAGUGAUUCUAGAAGAUUCUGUUGGAUUCUCCUCGCUAUGAUCACUGAGGAUCUGGACUACCACUAGCUCUGAUCAGACAGGAUGAAUGACAGACAGAGACCGGGAGGAGGAGUGCACACAGUGGAGGCAGACGUAAUCUUCCACCAUGCCGUCUGCUCCGACCUCCUCUCCUCCCCCUCGGAUGAGGAUGGGGGUGUCUGUCCCCUCCCACGGAAGCAGGAGGGGAACACCAAUGCUCCAGACCUGGGAUUCAUACUGGACGACCAGGGAUUCUGUCGACAGAGCACACCAGUUACAAAGGAGUACUUGUUGGAUGGUGGUACGGUGAUUGGGCAUCAUCACUUUGACCGUCCACAGGGUGAUGGAUCACACAUCUCAAAAACAGAUCAGCUUCACAUUACUGAUCUUUCUCAUCAAGCACAUACAUCUCACAUACCCACGCUUGAUGCUGGUAGAGACCAGAACUGUACUCAUGGCAGAAACGGUAUCAGUGAGGAUAUGAAUGGGGCGAGGGCCAAAGUGCCCUGCAGUGUGGGUCCCUCUCUGUACUUCAAGGGAGAGGCCAGAGAGGAAGCGGAAGGGUCUCUGUCCCUCUACAGAGAGAGCAUAGUGGGGAGUCAGUGUCACAUCACAAACGUCACCGCCUCCCCGGAGCAGGGGACCUCCGCGCCUGACACUCAUUGUAUCACCGCGGACAACCAGCCAACCAUACAAGAGCUGGAGCGCUUGUUUAGCCACAGCUCUGGCACAGAAUAUGACACAUUGUAUGGACAGUCAGGGCUUGAGUCGAACCAAGGACACAGGGGCAGUAGUGGCCAUGGUGGCGUCAGUAACACAACGCCUAAAGAGGAGCCGGAUUUAGUGAUUGAAGUCGGUGGCCAGAAAAUCAGUGUUCACAAGUCUGUUCUGGCAGAGAAGAGUGACUAUUUCAAGGCUCGUCAGUCGAGAGACAUCCUGAAAGUGAAAGGGCUGAAGUACAAGACCCUGACCAUCCUGAUAGACUAUAUCUACACCUCUCAGAUGAAUGUGCACAAGGACAAUGUGGUAGAGGUGAUCACAGGAGCUAAGAUCUUACAGAUCCCAUGUGCCCUCCAGGCUGCUAUGGAUACCAUCUCAGAGCAGGUCACAGCAGAGAACUGCUACGAGAUUCUAACUAUCGCCAAGAAGCAACGACUCAACGAACUGAAGGAGACGGCCUAUCGCUUCAUGAGUGACAAUUUCCUCCAGAUCCUGCGGGACCAAACGGUGUAUGGACAUCUGACUGGGUCGGAGAGGGAUCUGGUCCUGAAGAAGAGAAUGGAGGGGAAGAGGUCCCUGAUGGUCGCUGAAAUCAACGAUGUGUUCGACCGCGUCGGGAGCCGACCUCAGAGUCGCUGUAACAGUCGACCGCAGAGCCCUCUGUCCGUGGCAUCCUUCGAGGAGAACCACAUGAUUUACUACUUCAACGAGGCAGCCAAUGACUGGAAACCUCUGACUCUGAUGCCGGAGGACAUUAACACUAAGGGCUGUGGGAUCUGCACCUUGUACAACUACCUGUUUGUGGCCGGUGGGAUAAAGGGAUAUGGGGAUAAGGGCAAGGUCUCAGACAAGGUGUUCUGUUACAACCCCAUCACUAACCGCUGGAGCGAGGUUCGGCCGCUCAACCAGGCGCGGUCGCAGCUCAAGCUAGUGUCUAUGGAAGGUAACCUGUACGCCAUAGGAGGGGAGUGUUUGUUCACAGUUGAAAAGUAUGAUCCUCGGACUGACAGAUGGACCACAGUGGCUCCCUUACCCAAAGGGGCGUUUGCAGUGGCCCAUGAAGCUACCACCUGUAACGGAGAGCUCUAUGUUUCUGGAGGGUCUCUGUUCUACCGUCUCCUAAAAUACGACCCCAAGAGGGACGAGUGGCAGGAGUGCCCCUACAACAACAGCAGGAAGAAGUCAACCGACAUGGUGGCUCUGAAAAGCUUCAUCUACAGGUUUGACGUCAACCGCGACCAGGGGGUCAAUGUGUUCAAGUACAACACUAUAGUGAAAAUGUGGCACGACUGUGUGUCACAGCGACAGGGCACCCCUUUGCCGUUCCGGUGUGCCGUCAUCGGAAAUUGCAUCUAUUGUGUGAACAAGACUCAGAUUCUGCAGUUUGUAGUGGAGGAGGACGGCUCUUACUUUGUAGAGGAACCUCUGAGGCCACCACUGGAAGCUAAGGGCAUACUGUUCCCUUUCAUCCUCAGUCUGCCUGACAAGACUCAUGUGAUAUGACCGUGUACCAAUGACGCUACAUUACAGAAGCCCGUCAAUAGAAUAUAGUGGACCUUUAAAAUAUAAUGAACAUUUUUCAAUGUCAGCUUUACUUCCCCCCCCCCUGUCCAGUUUACCUGCUCGUAAUGGAAUGUGUUGUCUUUGCAUGGUCAGUGACAGUAUCUACAGGACAAGCCUUAACAAGGAUGACUUUAACAUGUUGAAUGAGUGCAACCAGAAAUGCAUCUGACUGUAAAUAAUGAGAUAAUGACACGUGCAGAUGUUUUUUUGUGUAUUCCCCUGUGUUCAGUUUGUAUUGUGCAUUUUUGUUUCAGCAGAUAGUUAGAAUAGAUAUUGUUUUUAAUUCUGUUGGCUGGCUGGUCUCUUUUAGACAAAAAUCUCACAUCAGAGGUGGAAUUGUCUGAGUGCAGGGGCAGUUAAAGUAUGUUCUGACUGACAUAGCUGGCAAGUCCUAUCUAAAUGAAACAAGCAAACACAUAAGCAGCUUCAUCUGGUACAGUACAAGGCCUGCUACUGUGGUGAUGUAUGCUCUGUAACAUGGCUCUAUGAAGAAACGGUGGGGAGGGGAAAUAACAUUCACACAGCACCAAGGCCCGAUAUCAGAACUGCCUUUGACAUUACUUCACAAGGCCAUUGAACAGAAGGAGGAAAUUAGCCACAUACUGUAUAUAUUCUACAAUAAUGCUAUUCUACCAUUAUAGAUAAUCAAGGGAUAAUGUUGAAGAGCACAAUGCACUUAUUAGUGAAUUAGGUUCAGAACCAGUACCCACCUGUUCAUUCAGAACCAGUACCCACCUAUUCAUUCAGAACCAGUACCCACCUGUUCAUUCAGAACCAGUACCCACCUAUUCAUUCAGAACCAGUACCCACCUGUUCAUUCAGAACCAGUACCCACCUGUUCAUUCAGAACCAGUACCCACCUAUUCAUUCAGAACCAGUACCCACCUGUUCAUUCAGAACCAGUACCCACCUGUUCAUUCAGAACCAGUACCCACCUAUUCAUUCAGAACCAGUACCCACCUGUUCAUUCAGAACCAGUACCCACCUGUUCAUUCAGAACCUGUUCAUUCAGAACCAGUACCCACCUGUUCAUUCAGAACCAGUACCCACCUGUUCAUUCAGAACCAGUACCCACCUGUUCAUUCAGAACCAGUACCCACCUGUUCAUUCAGAACCAAUAACCAGCCUUGCAAGUUUCAAAGACAACACUCUACAUACAGUUGAGUUUCAAUACACUACAAACAUUGUUUUGUGGUGUACAUGAAUCCGAAGGUGAAUUCUUGCAGCACAAGAAGAGGUGUUUUUUGACUGAUCUUUGGGAUCGUGUUAGGUUACUAGGUUUGAUUGAAACGGGUCUUAGGUGUGCAAAGAUGUUUACAGAAUACAGGAUUGAGUCCGUAUAGAUAUGAGGGACAAUUCUUACUGCACACUGUUCACUCUUAGGGGCCUGGUCCUUGACUAUCACAUUUGCCAAAGACAAAAUAGUCUGGUAUUGUCUCAUAUAGUCUGAUAAUAACACAGCAAACCCUUUCAGACGUUUCAGUAAAUAAAUCUAUAGUAAAUAUAUUUGGGUGAUUAAUAUCCUAAAUCCCCAAAAUGUGACCUCUACAACACUAAGCAAUAGUAUUAGCAGCAAUGUAUCAAUGUUGCCGUGAUACAAGGGCACCACACUUGCUGCUAAAAUAUUCUUUAACAUUCUUCAGAGAAGUGAGGAGUCAUUUCUCCUAUGCAGGACAGGAGAAUUUGUCCUUGUCCUGCCGAUAAUGAAAACGCUAUUAUGUUGUCAUCUCCCACAAGUAUUUGAUGAGCCAGCCAGAAAGACUGUGACUAGCAUACAUAGUAUGCAUUUUCGGAUACUGUUGAACUGCCUCACAAGUACUUGACUAUUUCAGUAUAAUUUAUGCUAGCCAUGGCCUGUCAGUUUUAUUCCAUCCAUUUAUAAUGCAUAAUCAUCUCACCCACACAGUGUUUAGUAGGAAGCACACUUUUCAUCAACUUUAGCUCAAUGUUCAUCUGUUCUGCUAAGGUAUGCCAAAUCCUUAUUGCACUUUAAUACAAUAUUGGAGCUGGUCAAAUAGCACUCUUUCUUAGAAAUUAGACCUAUUUGUUUAGUUUUUGCAAUAAUACAUCAAUGGGAGUUUUAUUAAUCUGUGGGAUUUUAUUCAGUGAGCAAAAUGCAACUAUCACAUUUUAACAGUAUCUCCGAGAGGCAGUUGUAACUGUUGUGACAGAGUGGAUGUGGUUGGAUUUAUUAGUUUGGUAUUUUACUGGCUGGCGUCAGUGUGUAGUGAAGCUCUUAUGGCCUGUUGGCUUUGGACAUAAUAUUGCAAUGAUGAAUGGCUUAAAGUACAGUGUUGGUUGAAGGCUUUCUUGCUGUUAAUGGCAUAUAAUAAGUAACAGCUAAAAAACUAACUGUUUUAAUGAUGUAUUUCAGUCGAAACUAAGUGCUGC
Salvelinus namaycush (lake trout) is the source of this 4700-nucleotide messenger RNA. Its product is annotated as kelch repeat and BTB domain-containing protein 11-like. Gene Ontology annotation, molecular function: protein binding. The transcript has a single exon. The record is from RefSeq and is a predicted model, not a curated record. The coding region runs from base 90 to 2249 and encodes 719 amino acids. Lineage: Eukaryota; Metazoa; Chordata; Actinopteri; Salmoniformes; Salmonidae.